This is a messenger RNA of Spinacia oleracea (spinach), 2279 nucleotides long. Its product is annotated as probable sphingolipid transporter spinster homolog 2. Gene Ontology annotation, biological process: transmembrane transport. The record is from RefSeq and is a predicted model, not a curated record. Bases 166 to 1770 code for a protein of 534 amino acids. NCBI's taxonomy places the organism in Eukaryota, Viridiplantae, Streptophyta, Magnoliopsida, Caryophyllales, Amaranthaceae. Gene Ontology annotation, molecular function: transmembrane transporter activity. The transcript is spliced from 17 exons. Gene Ontology annotation, cellular component: membrane.
GUGGGCACCAACAGCGACAUUAGAGUCAAUAGAAAAUCAAAUUCUUUUGAUCUAAUCUUGGUAACAUUUUCAAAGAUUAAUAAAUUUCCAUUUUUUUAACCUUAAUUGCAAAAAAUUGAAAAUUGAAAAUUGAAAAUUGAAAAAGAAGGUGGGCUCAUUUUAUAGAUGGGAGUUGAAGAACAGCCAAAACCAGCAGCAGAAGAUUCAAAGGAUUCUUCAGUUCCCGUUGUUGUUGUUGUUGCUGUCACUUCGGAAGGAGAACCAAAAACUCAAGAACAGAAAAUGGUGGUUUCAAAGAUCAGGAAUUCUGCCCCUCAGCCUUCAUGGUUUACCCCCAAAAGGUUAUUGGCAUUGUUUUGUGUGAUUAAUAUGAUAAAUUAUUUGGAUCGAGGAACAAUUGCUAGCAAUGGUAUUAAUGGUGAACGCAAGACUUGUGAGGAUGGCAUUUGCUCUAGUGGCAGUGGUAUUCAGGGAGAAUUUAAUUUGAGCAAUUUUGAAGAUGGUGUGCUAUCAUCCGCUUUCAUGGUUGGACUCCUAUUGGCCUCCCCGGUAUUUGCUACAUUAGCAAAGAGUGUGAAUCCGUUUAGAUUAAUUGGAGUUGGAUUGUUAGUCUGGACUAUUGCUGUAAUUGGCUGUGGGUGCUCGUGGGAUUUCUGGUCCAUAUCCGUUUUCCGGAUGCUUGUUGGUGUAGGUGAGGCGUCAUUUAUCAGCCUUGCAGCACCCUUCAUUGAUGAUAAUGCCCCUGAUACUCAGAGAACAGCAUGGCUCGGAUUCUUUUACAUGUGUAUACCGGUUGGAUAUGCAGUUGGCUACAUUUUUGGCGGUUUGGUUGGAAGCCAUCUUGCGUGGCGGUGGGCUUUUUGGUUUGAGGCAAUCUUGAUGCUUCCAUUUGUUGUUUUAGGAUUUGUUAUGAAACCACUGCAAUUAAAAGGAUUUGCACCUGCCGGAUCCAAAAAGGCGUCGUCUGUGGAGACACUUGCCCCUGAUGCGCUAGAGUCGGAGAUUCCAGUUACUGAUAACAGUGAGGAGAAAGGUGAUAAUAUGGAUGAAGCUUCCAACUCAGGGAAUGUGUUUACAAGAUUUCUGAGUGACAUGAAGGCACUUCUUUCUGAUAAGGUUUAUGUUGUCAACGUUCUAGGUUAUAUAGCGUACAACUUUGUUUUGGGUGCGUACUCAUACUGGGGACCAAAGGCUGGUUACAAUAUUUAUAAAAUGGCUAAUGCAGAUAUGGUCUUUGGCGGGAUCACAGUUGGUUGUGGAUUGGCUGGAACUAUAGGAGGAGGUCUCCUUCUUGAUUACGUCAACUCCUCAAUUUCCAAUGCUUUUAAGCUUCUCUCUGCAUCAACGUUUCUCGGAGCUGUGUUUUGCUUCAGUGCUUUCUGUUUCAAGAAAGAGAUAUAUUUCCUCAUUUUCUUCGCAAUUGGUGAACUGCUAGUCUUUGCAACUCAGGCCCCUGUAAAUUAUGUGUGUCUACACUCUGUUAAGCCCAGUUUACGACCACUUUCUAUGGCCAUGUCCACAGUUUCAAUUCAUGUGUUUGGUGAUGUACCUUCCUCGCCCCUUGUUGGUGUUCUGCAGGAUCAUAUUCAUAAUUGGAGGAAGACGACUCUAAGUUUGACUUCUAUUCUGUUUCUAGCAGCUGCGAUAUGGUUUAUAGGGAUCUUUUUGCGCAGUCCAGACAAAUUCAAUGAAGAGAGUGAACAUAAAACUAGCGAACUUAACAACACAAACAAAGCACCACUAUUAGACGAGGAGGCAAAUACUGCAUAGUUCAGCCUAUGUUUCUGGAUCCUUAGCACUCCUCACUCACUCCAACAGGAGCAGGAGCCGGAGCCGGAGCCGGAGCCGGAGUUGACUCUUGCCUCUUCUUUUUGGAAUGGAAUUUUCAUGUUCUGACACCAUAUAACUCAACAUAGGCUUCAGCCUUCACCUAUAAUUCUCAUAGAAUCUGGCGUCAAUUGUAUAUAUUCUUUCUCUUUUGUGAGUAAAUGUUAGGAAUAUGCCUUGGUUUUUGUAGGCGAUCAAUUCAUUCAUUUUCGCUUUUCACUUUUCACUUUUCACUUUUCACUUUUCACUUUUCACUUUUCACUUUUCACUAGUAGAGGAGAGGAGAGGAUCAUCGUUUAACUUUUUCUGUUCUGCUACUUGCCUGUAUAGUUAACCAUUAAAGUAAAGUAGGAUUCAACCGUUACUGUAUGGUUCAUGAAUCAUCAUUCUAAAGUUACCUAGAAUCGUGCUUAUCUGGAAUAUCAAGCAAUCAGGAAAUCUUUACGGAGUAA